Messenger RNA from Erigeron canadensis, 1687 nucleotides. RefSeq names its product amino acid permease 6-like. Lineage: Eukaryota; Viridiplantae; Streptophyta; Magnoliopsida; Asterales; Asteraceae. Gene Ontology annotation, cellular component: plasma membrane. The record is from RefSeq and is a predicted model, not a curated record. The transcript has 6 exons. The coding region runs from base 115 to 1551 and encodes 478 amino acids.
AAUAUAAAAUUCAUAUACAUUUACAUUUAAUUAAUAUAAAAUCCCAAAAGCUUCCCCUUUUUCUCCCCAUAAAUUCCCUCCUCCACACCUUCACAAACCACACAGAUCGAAGAAAUGGAUGCACACCUUCAGAAAAAAACCAUGUCAACACUCGAGGUUGGUGACGUCGAGUUUCGAAAGAAUCUCGACGACGAUGGCCGCGAAAAACGAACCGGAACUUUGCUUACGGCAAGUGCCCAUAUCAUAACCGCUGUUAUAGGAUCUGGCGUGUUAUCUUUGGCAUGGGCUAUUGCACAAUUGGGCUGGGUCGCCGGGCCAGCUGUUCUCAUGGCGUUCUCCUUUAUUACUUACUUUACCUCAACACUACUCGCUGACUCGUAUCGGACACCUGACCCGGUUUCAGGCAAACGUAACUACACGUAUAUGGAUGUUGUUCGGUCUAAUCUAGGAGGGAAGAAAGUGCAAUUAUGUGGUAUAGCUCAAUAUGCAAAUCUUGUAGGGGUCACAAUUGGAUAUACAAUUACUGCGUCUAUUAGUAUGGUGGCGGUAAAAAAGUCAAACUGUUUUCAUGACAAAGGUCAUGCAGCUAGUUGUAAACUGUCAAACUAUCCGUACAUGAUGAUAUUUGGUGCCAUUCAAAUCGUAUUAAGCCAGAUUCCAAAUUUUCACGAGCUUUCAUGGCUUUCGAUUGUUGCUGCCGUUAUGUCCUUUGCCUAUUCUUCCAUUGGUCUUGGACUUUCCAUUGCUAAAGUUGCGGGUGGUGGUCAUGUAAGGACAAGCUUAACAGGAGUAGAAGUAGGAAUAGACGUAUCUGGACAAGAAAAAAUUUGGAGGACUUUUCAAGCUAUCGGUGACAUUGCCUUUGCUUAUGCUUAUUCUACUGUCCUCAUUGAAAUUCAGGACACUUUGAAAUCAUAUCCACCAGAGAACAAGGUGAUGAAGAAAGCAUCACUAGCCGGUGUUUCGACGACCACCAUAUUUUAUGUCCUUUGUGGGUGCAUUGGCUACGCGGCUUUUGGAAACGAUGCACCAGGAAACUUUCUCACUGGCUUUGGCUUCUAUGAACCCUUUUGGCUAAUUGACUUUGCCAAUGUGUGCAUCGCUGUCCACCUAAUUGGGGCGUACCAAGUUUUUUGCCAACCUUUAUUCGGUUUUGUUGAAAUGAAGUGUAGACAAAAAUGGCCCGAUAGCAAGUUCAUUACCACAGAACAUAUUCUAAACGUGCCGUUUUGUGGAGAAUACUAUUUUAACAUGUUUAGGCUGGUUUGGAGAACAGCGUAUGUGAUAUUGACUGCGGUCAUAGCCAUGAUCUUUCCAUUCUUCAACAGCUUCUUAGGGUUGAUAGGGGCGGGUUCUUUCUACCCAUUGACCGUGUACUUUCCAAUAGAGAUGUAUAUUGCUCGGGCCAAGAUACAAAAGUUUUCGUUCACGUGGGUGUGGUUAAAGAUUUUAAGCUGGGUCUGUUUGAUUGUGUCGUUGGUUGCAGCUAUUGGGUCAGUUCAAGGACUGUUGACGGAUGUGAAGAAAUAUAAACCGUUUGAGACCGUCUAGUUUAUGUUUGGUAAUUAGAAGUUAUAAUAAGGUUUUUGCAAUGUUUUGGUACAAGUCAUUGUAUAAGAACGUGUUGAACAUGAUUUAUAAUAGAUUGCCAAUGAAAGGAAUGGAAGUUGGUUAAUCUUAAACGUAA